Messenger RNA from Ixodes scapularis (black-legged tick), 1548 nucleotides. Its product is annotated as tripartite motif-containing protein 45. Gene Ontology annotation, molecular function: zinc ion binding; ubiquitin-protein transferase activity. The coding region runs from base 1 to 1548 and encodes 515 amino acids. Gene Ontology annotation, biological process: positive regulation of DNA-templated transcription. NCBI's taxonomy places the organism in Eukaryota, Metazoa, Arthropoda, Arachnida, Ixodida, Ixodidae. The transcript is spliced from 3 exons. Gene Ontology annotation, cellular component: chromatin; nucleoplasm. The record is from RefSeq and is a predicted model, not a curated record.
AUGUAUCCUACAUCCUUAAAGUUUUCGUUUAACUCCAUCAGCACUGCGAGUCGGCUAGACCUGCUAUGUGCCGCCUGCCAGCAGAGGCCCCAGGAUCCUCGCAUCUUGCCUUGUCUGCAUACCCUGUGCCGACACUGCUUCGAGCGCCUGGCAGUCGCCGACGCUUCGCGCGUGUCGGACAUCGAACACGCCUCGAGGAAAAUAGCCUCCGUAUCGCCGACUCGCGACCGGCACUCCUUCCCGAGUUCGGGGUACUCUUCCUCGAGCGACUUUGCCCGCGGAGAAGAGACGGCCGCACCGCCGCGCACGGCAAUCCAGCUGGUCGAUUUCGCCACGAGAAGCGUCGACCCUCGGGUUGUCGUCUGUCCGGCUUGCAAAACCCAGACGGCGCUCACCGGGCCCCCGAUCCAGCUACCGCCCAACACGCUCCUGACCCGCUUUCUGGACGGCACCCCCGGCGGCCCACUUGGCAGCCGCCACGGAAGCGCGUCGCGGCAACCUGCAUCCCGCUCCAAGCGGAGCUCCUUCUGCGACCUGUGCACCAAAACCACCAGUGCAGUGAACAGGUGCAUCAUCUGCGUGCUCUCUUUGUGCUCCUUCUGCACCAGGGCUCACAGAAGACAGCGGAAGACAAACUCCCACAACCUAAUGUCUCUUCAGGAUUCCUGCGGUCCUACGGUUGGCAAGGACACAGAGGUUCCACGGCAGACCUACUGCCCUACUCAUUCUAAGUGUGUGCUGAACACGUUCUGUCAGACGUGCGAAAAGACGGCCUGCGAUCAGUGUAUUUUGUACGAACACAAGGAUCACAUUCAGAACGACUUCAAUGUCGCCAAGGAAGAAGAGCUGAAGAGGACAAGCAUCCUGCUGACCAGGCUCCGGUGGAAGAUGUCUCGCAUGGAAUCCUCGGCGAGCGGAACGCUGCGGAACAGUCAGACCCUGGAGAGGAACGUCAGCAGCAUUACUCGAGAGGUGAACCUCUUCUACGACGGGUACGUCGAAGCGCUCGAGGCACGGCGGCGGGACCUGCUCGAGGAAAUAGCGAAGUUCAGGCGGGAGAACGAGAACACUCUGCGCACCCGCAAGGAUUCCUUGGACGCGGCGCUGGUCAAGGCCAGGCAGAUUCACGACUUCGGGAAGACGCUUCUGCAUUUCGGACCGGAGAUGCCGGAGGUUGUGCUUCCACUCGUCGGCGUACUCAAUAAGGGCGCUGAGCCCAUUGUAUCGGAUGAGGGAACAAUCGAGGAUAACUCGAAAACGCUGCGGACGCUGAGGUUCUGCAAGAAUGGUGAGAGCGCCAAGGGACAGUACAGAAUUUACGGUGCCGUGUCUUCCGAGAACUGGCCUUCGAAGACGUCUGCGGUACUUUCCUUUAACGCUGGCAGCAUGGCGCGCCGGGAGAACCCCGUCGGGGUGGCGCAUCUAGAGUUCCGUGACUCGUCCGGUCACCCGACCUGCGUAGAGCCGGAGCAAGUGCAAGUUGUGCUCACCUCAGCCACGUCGCGCAGGUUGGUGCCUUAUCUCAAAGAAAUUGUCAUUCCCGAAUGA